Molecule: messenger RNA, 1398 nt
Organism: Thyridium curvatum
Lineage: Eukaryota; Fungi; Ascomycota; Sordariomycetes; Thyridiales; Thyridiaceae
Exons: 5
Coding region: 1-1398 (465 amino acids)
Biological process (GO): fatty acid metabolic process
Molecular function (GO): medium-chain fatty acid-CoA ligase activity
Source: RefSeq, a predicted model, not a curated record
AUGUCGGAUCAACAUCGUCUGGGUAUUGCCAGUGCUUCACGCCCAAAGCAUGUCGGUCCAACCAUUUUGCCCCAGUUCUCACUUCUCAGUCGGCUUCUGCGCCUGGCAUGCAAGGAAACCAAGAUUGCGAUCACGGACAGACCAUGUGGGAUCAGCGCAACGCACAUGCAGCUCAUCAGCGACGUUCUUCACGUUCGUAACCACCUAAUAUCGAAGCUGGGGCCUGAGGUACGCGAGGCGCUCGUGUUGCAAGAGGAAGUGUAUAUCAAUCUGCUCGCUCCCGCGGGCUAUGAAGCUGGCCUUGUCAUAUACACCUCUGGUACGACGGGACCACCGAAGGCUGUCGUGAUACGCCGCUCGUAUCUCAACGAAGUACCUCUGGAGCUGGAGGACCUUUACGAGCUGAGGAAGGACGACUGCAUCCUGCACUGCCUACCCGUGCACCACGUCACAGGCAUUGGCGCAAACCUGCUUCCGUUCCUCUUCGUAGGGGCGUCCAUUGAAUUCUUCGGCUGCCAACGCUUCGACGCGGGUCAGGUUUGGGAGCGAUGGAGGCAAGGCGGGAUUACAGCCUUCUCCGGGGUCCCGACGCAGUUCGUGAGGCUGAUGCAGUUCUACGACGAGCACAUCGCCUCGCUUCCGCCCAUCCAGCUCGCCGAGUACGUCGAAGCUGUCAAUGCCAUCCGAUUCAUGGCCAGCGGCAGUGCGGGACUUCCCGCCGUGAUUCAGACAAAGUGGACCUCACUCCGCCGAGGGCGACCGAUCCUCACGAGGUAUGGUACUACCGAAUUCGGCGCCGUGUUCGCCGCCACCCCCAAUGACGUUGAUCUCCCUUAUGGCGCGGUGGGCAAGCUUGUCGCUGGAGUCGACGUCAAGCUCACAGGCGGAGACGAGGGAGAGAUCCUAGUACGGUCCCACCUACUGCUGGACAGAAAUGCUCGCGACGCCGACGGAUACUUCCAAUCCGGCGAUAUUGGGGCCAGAAAGGGUGACUAUUAUUUCGUUCUCGGGCGUGCCUCGAUUGAUAUCAUCAAAUCAGGCGGCUACAAGAUUGCGGCCCCAGAUAUCGAACGGGAGAUGUACGGUCUUCCUUACGUGUUUGAGGCCAUGGUGGUAGGAAUUGACGACCUGGAAUACGGCCAGAGGGUUGCUGCUGCAGUUGUGCUUCAAGAUCAGACCAAAACUCUUGACAUAAAGAGGCUUCGAGACGAUCUUCGAUCGUCCCUGGCCCCCUACAAACUCCCGACACUCUUGCGAAUCGUCCCAUUCCUACCCAAAACAUCAACCGGUAAGAUCGCCAAGAAGGUUCUACGAGACCAGAUGUUCCCUCCGGAGGGACAUCCGGACGUGCAGGUUUUUAGAAAGAGGUUGACAGCGUCGGCUGGGAGCAGGCUUUGA